Molecule: messenger RNA, 1049 nt
Organism: Triplophysa dalaica
Lineage: Eukaryota; Metazoa; Chordata; Actinopteri; Cypriniformes; Nemacheilidae
Gene: gdnfb
Product: glial cell derived neurotrophic factor b
Exons: 3
Coding region: 343-906 (187 amino acids)
Biological process (GO): negative regulation of neuron apoptotic process; peripheral nervous system development; positive regulation of branching involved in ureteric bud morphogenesis
Molecular function (GO): receptor tyrosine kinase binding; growth factor activity; glial cell-derived neurotrophic factor receptor binding
Source: RefSeq, a predicted model, not a curated record
UGCCGGAAUUUACACGAUGAAACAACUCGUUUAUAAAUUAUAAUCUGAAAACUGAAGCGGACUGUUCAUCAACUCAAACAUUCUGCGUCGUAUUGUCGCCUUUAAAAGCAUCAGUGAGACUUUCUUAUGAAAUCAAGUCUCUGUGUCUGGAGCGAUCGAAUCUUAAGAGAAGUGAUCGACUGAACAAAAGUCUCUCUGAGGAUCAACUCUGUCAUAAUGUGUGAAGAUGAUGGAGACAAUCAGAGAUGAACUCAGGUUUGGCUGAUGAGCAGAGAGGAAGAUGAAGAUGUGUGAUUAUAUGAUGAAGAUCUGUGAUGUGAGGAUGAAGAUCUUGAUGUGAUAAUGAAGAUCGGAGUCGUGAUGCUGCUGAUGUUCAGUUGUGUGUUUUCUGCGCCGCUGAACAAAACACACUCUUGUCCUUCAGAAGCACACAAUCAGUGUUCACAAACAUCAGAUCUCACCUCUCACAUCUCACAGAGAUCAUCUCAACAUCAUCUGCUCCAGUCUCACGCAAACAAACAUCUGGACGGAACACAACACUCUGACAUUGUUUUCAGACAGAAGAGAUCUGUGCGAGGGAGAGGUGUUGUGCGUAAGACGGACAGGAGGAAUCGUGGAGGAGCGUCUGGAUGUGCGCUCAGGCGGGUUCAGUUGAGAGUGUCUGAUCUGGGUUUGGGUUUUAAGAGUCCAGAAGAGUUUGUGUACACUUACUGCAGCGGCGUGUGUGUAAACUCUCUCACAAACUACGACAAGAUCCUCACCAGCCUCAAACCCCUUCUGAUCAAGUCCCCUCCAACCGCCUGCUGUCGACCUAUCGAAUACGACGAUGACCUGUCGUUUCUGGAUGACAAUCUGAUAUAUCACACAAUGGAGAAACACUCGGCACGGACAUGUGGCUGCGUGUAGUGUUUCUCAAACAUGAAGCCUCCAGAUGACCUAUACGCUCUUAAAAAGGACGUGUUCAUAUUAACACACUCUUUGCGUUAUGCUAUUUAACACAUGUUAUUUUGUGUAAAGUAAAGGGACAGCAAAUACAAAACCAGCAUUAA